UGACGUCAAUAUAUUUGAGACAUCUGACAGCUGACAUGUUGCUUAUGUUUGCAAACAGCAGAUUUAAUGCAAUGAGUUUUACUAAAAUGUCAGUCUCUCUGUUACAGCUGUUGUGGUUUCUAGCAAGGAGACAAUGGUUGUCAGGUAGCAGAUAGAUAUCACCAAAACCUCUGAUUCAGAAGAGAGAGUCUUGGACAUAACCAAAAUGUAAUAGUGGAAUCGAUGCCCCUUUGAAUCGGAAUGUAAUUUUUUAAUGGAGAAUUUAUAAAUCCAGAACUUUCCCUCUUUAUUUUUUACCAGACAUAUUUUAGCUUCAGGUUUUAAAAAUUGCCAUCCACUAGGGGGCGACAUAGAAACGUGAGCUGCUUCAGAUUUGAUCCCUCUCGGUUACCAUACAUGCCUGCGCUCUGUGUUGGCGCAUUUUAAAAGAAACUCGACGACUGUUUUCCUUCUCAUCGUUUAUGCAUCAGCCUGGCACCGCAAGUCUCUCUGGCUUGUGCCGGGUCACCGAGCACCUUUUCCUGAGUAGUAGCAGAGCAGCUAAGGACUCCUCCCAGGUGACUGGAAAUGGGAUAACCUGCAUCAUAAACGCCACAGAAACCAAGAACGAUGCUGCGCCUCCUCCCGGAGUGGAGUACAUCCACAUCCCGGUGCCCGACUCCCCGAAGUCCCCGCUCAGGGACCACUUUGACCAGGUGGCGGAUAAAAUACAGAGCACAGCAGAGGGCCACGGCUGCACACUGGUGCACUGCAACGCCGGGGUGAGCCGCUCCGCCGCCCUCUGCUUGGCCUAUCUCAUGAAGCACCGCGGGGCCAGCCUGCUGGAGGCCCACCGGCUGCUGAAGAGCUGUCGGCCUAUCGUCAGGCCGAACCCCGGGUUCUGGAGGCAGCUCAUCCAGUAUGAGGCGGAGCUGCGUGGGAGCAGUUCAGUCAGGAUGGUGCCUUCUUCUUUUGGAGAGAUACCUGACAUUUACGAAGAGGAGACCCGGAACAUGGUCCUUCUGUGAAGAGACACUGACUCACUGGGGGGGAAUAAAUACUGUGGCGCUGAUGAGCAGCGAUGUAAACAUGAGUCACCUUUGGGUUAAAAAGACAGACCUACUGGCACUGAGAGAGUUUUAGAAACUGUUUAAUACAAUCUAAAUAAAUA
Poecilia reticulata (guppy) is the source of this 1150-nucleotide messenger RNA. Its product is annotated as dual specificity protein phosphatase 14. The record is from RefSeq and is a predicted model, not a curated record. Gene Ontology annotation, biological process: peptidyl-tyrosine dephosphorylation. Lineage: Eukaryota; Metazoa; Chordata; Actinopteri; Cyprinodontiformes; Poeciliidae. Gene Ontology annotation, molecular function: MAP kinase tyrosine/serine/threonine phosphatase activity; protein tyrosine phosphatase activity. Gene Ontology annotation, cellular component: cytoplasm.